Molecule: messenger RNA, 2611 nt
Organism: Chaetomium strumarium
Lineage: Eukaryota; Fungi; Ascomycota; Sordariomycetes; Sordariales; Chaetomiaceae
Exons: 4
Coding region: 139-2409 (756 amino acids)
Molecular function (GO): ATP-dependent protein folding chaperone; ATP binding
Source: RefSeq, a predicted model, not a curated record
UCUUUCCCCGAUUCAGCUCUUUCUUUCUUGGGUUGCCCAGCCCGCCGCCGCCGCCCACAGCCUCCCCUCGGUCUCGCCCCCUCCCCCAUCUGUGCCCUUCCUUUAGGACUCCGUUCUUAUUAACCUGGCCCUUCCCUUAUGAGCUCUUUGAACUCUCGCCUGAAAGGCUUUGGUUUCGGUAAACGGAAGUCGAGCGCCUCGAUCCAACCCCAGCAGACGGGGAGUCCCAGCCCCAGUCCAAGCGUACAUCAGAGCCCGACCCCGCCUCCGGGACCCCCCCAAAUACCGCCAAUCUUCCCUUCGCGCCCGGGUCCCGUCCCGACGAGUGCACCCAAUCUCCCUCACGCAGGUAUUCCAAUGAAUCAUCCAGGUGCUGGUCCGCGACCGCCCAGCUACUCCGCGAACUACCCGCCAGGCCCUCCAGGCCCCGUCGGCCGAACAAGCCCGCUCACGAACCAAGGACCGACCCGUACUCCACCGUCGCAAAUGGUUGGAGGCCCUCCGCCCAUCAACACCGGGCCCCCUCCGGUUGCUGGGUACCCACCCCCCGUCAUGGGAGGCGGUCCUCCUCCGGUCCCUGGUGGUCCCCCGGGAUAUGCUGGUCCUGCCGGCUACCCGCCGCCGGUGGCACCGCAGCCCACUGGCCCGAUCGCUCCGUACCAGCGCAAUGCCGCCGCCGAGGUUGAGGGUAACAGCCGGAGCAAGGCUCAGUUGAUCGUCGGGAUUGAUUUUGGUACCACAUUCUCCGGGGUUGCCUUCGCUUUCGCCACGAACAACGAAGCCAAGGAAGACAUCAUCACCGAAUGGCCGGGUGCCGGCUCCUACACCAAGCAGAAGAUCCCGACCGUGCUCUAUUAUGACCAGUACCAGAAAGUGGUUGGCUGGGGCCCCGAUAUUGCCGAUGCUCUCGCCCCCACGGGUUACCCCAAGCCGGGGGUGCAGAAGGUAGAAUGGUUCAAACUCCAGCUGAUGUUGUCGGGCAACACAUACAUCGAUCCCAUCAAUCUGCCGCCUUUGCCGCCAGGGAAGUCGGAGAUUGACGUCGCGGCCGACUACCUCUUCAAGCUCCGCCAGGCCAUGCGGGCAGCCCUUCAAAAGACGCUGGGCGAGGUGUUCAACCGUGAGGAGAGAAACAUCCGAUACUACUUAACCGUCCCCGCCAUUUGGAACGAUGCCGGCAAGGCUGCCACGCGGGCCGCCGCCAUUCAGGCCGGUUUCCUCCGCGACGAGAACGACAACCGCCUGACGCUGGUCAGCGAGCCCGAGGCAGCGGCGCUUUUCUGCUCCAAGACUGGUCUGCUGAACCUCAAGGUCCACGAUGCCGUGCUCAUCGUCGACUGCGGUGGCGGUACGGUCGAUCUCAUCGCAUACGAAGUCGAGGACGAGAACCCGUUCACGGUGGCCGAAUGCACAGCUGGGUCCGGCGACUCGUGCGGCUCGACGGCGCUGAACCGGAACUUCAGCAACAUCCUGCGCACCAAGAUCAGGAAGAUGAAGCUGCCCGAUGGCUCCAAGACGGCCGGGCGGGUGUAUGCGAAGUGCAUCAUGGAUUUCGAGAACCGGAUCAAGGCCGACUUCCGGAAUAACGGUCAGAAGUGGGCUGUGGACGUUGGUAUCGAGGCCGAGUUCCCCGAGGCGGGCAUCGAGGAGGGCUACAUGACCUUCACCAACGAGGAGAUUCUGCAGUGCUUCGAGCCUGUCGUCAACCGCAUCCUGGAGCUCGUCCGGAACCAGAUCAUUGCCAUCCAGGCGCAGAACCGGACACUACAGAACAUUCUAGUCGUCGGCGGGUUCGGCGCGUCGGAAUACCUCUUCCAGCAGAUCAAGCUCCACGUUCCGCCGCAGUUCCAGUCCAAGGUGGUUCGGCCGAUGGACUCGGUCGCUGCCAUCGUCAAGGGCGCCGUCACAGCCGGUAUCACCGAGAGGGUCAUUACCCACCGCGUUGCCCGCCGGCACUACCUCAUGGCCACGCUGCAGCCGUUCAAGGAAGGCUACCACCCGGAAGCGUACCGCGUGCCAUCCCUCGACGGGAAGGACCGUUGCAAGUUCACUCGCCAGAUCUUCGUCCAGAAGGGCCAAAAGGUCAAGAUCGGUGAGCCGGUCAAGGUGUCCUUCUUCCGCCAGGUCGCCCCAGGGGCAACGCUCAUGUAUGAGGACAUUCUGUAUGCCUGUGACGACGACGUCUGUCCGGAGUAUACCAAGGAUCCCAGGAUCAAGGAGGUGGUCACGCUCACGUCGGAUCUAUCGCGCAAGAACCUGGAGAAGGAUUUCGAGCGUAUGGACACACCGCAGGGCACCUUCUACCGCGUCUACUUCGACAUUUACCUGACUCUGGACGGCUCUGAAUUCAGCGCCGAGCUCGUCUGCCAAGGCGAGGUCAUGGGCCGGUGCAGGGCACGGUUCCGGUAGAGACGGAAAGCGGCUUGUCGGACGGGAGUUAUUACUUUUUUUCUUCAACGCAUUCGGUCUCCGCAGUGAUACCUCAGUCUCAAUUCAAGUAGGAAAAUGGGCGUGAUUCGCAUAGCUGGCAGCGUGAAGCUCAUACAUAGGGCGAUAUCGCAGAUCCGGUUUUUAAUUGUUCAAAGCACUUCUUGGGAACCUGGGGGCGUAG